AUGCCCCUCAAAACAGCCAAAGAAAUCUGGGAUUAUCUCAUGGCCGAAUAUGAAGGAGAUGAGAGGAUUCUUGGAAUGAAAACCUUGAAUUUGAUUAGGGAUUUCGAGUUGCAGAAGAUGGAGUCUAAAUCGGUGAAAGAGUACUCUAACAAACUUCUCAGCAUUGCCAAUAAGGUGAGAUUGCUUGGUUCUGUAUUAAAUGAUUCCAUGAUCGUUGAAAAGCUGCUAGUCAUUGUUCCAGAGAUGUUUGAAGUCACCAUUACUACUCUAGAGAACACCAAAGACUUGUCAAAGAUUUCUCUUACAGAGCUCUUGAAUGCUUUACAAGCACAAGAGCAAAGAAGGUCUAUGAGGCAAGAAGGGGUGAUUGAAGGUGCCUUACAUGUCAAGCAUCAAGACAACAGACGGUAUAAAAACAAGAAAAUUUUUAAAAACCAAUCGACGAAUGGAGAUCCAUCUACCAAUUUUCAAAAGACAAAAGGAGGAGAUUUCAAAAAAUCCUAUCCACCUUGCCGCCAUUGUGAGAAGAAAGGUCAUCCACCAUACAAGUGUUGGAGAAGACCUGAUGCCUUCUGCUCCAAAUGCAAUCAACUUGGGCAUGAAGCUGUGAUCUGCAAAUCCCAAGAUCAGGUGAAAGAAGUAGAUGCACAGGUAGUUGAUCAAGAAGAAGAAGAAGAUCAAUUGUUUAUGGUCAAUUCUUCCUCAAGCAAAGAAUCAAGCGAGAGCUGGUUGAUUAACAGUGGGUGCACAAAUCACAUGACAUAUAACAAGGAAUUUUUUGAGAAAUUAAGAGACAUCGAAGAUAAGAGAGUGAGGAUUGGCAAUGGUGAACGCUUGGAAGUCAAGGGAAAAGGCACAGUAGCUAUAACAAGCUAUGAAGAUACAAAAUUUAUUUCAGAUGUUUUAUUUGUGCCUAAAAUUGAUCAAAAUCCGUUAAGCGUUGGUCAGUUACUUGAUAAAGGCUAUAAAGUGUUGUUUAAGAAUAAACAGUGCUUGAUCAAAGAUGCUAGUGGCAAAGACUUGUUCAAUGUCAAAAUGGAAGGAAAAAGCUUUGCUCUAAAUCUGACGGCCUUUAUAUCCAGAUUUAGUGCCACUGAGAUUUGGCAUAAAAGACUUAGACACUUUCAUCAUCGAGGUUUGCUUCCGAUGCCAUCAAAGAAGCUGGUCAAGCGUGAUAAGCUUGACAAAAAGUCAGAAGUUAGCAUCUUUGUUGGCAUGUUAGAAGAGUCUGAAGAUGAACGACUAAAAUUGUCUGAAAAUGAACAACAAGAUGAUUUGGUUGAUGAUGCACCUGUGGGAGGUACAAGGCUUGAUAUAGUAAGAUUGUUGCUUGCUAUUGCUGCUCAAAAGAGUUGGAAAGUAUUCCAGUUAGAUGUUAAAUUUGCAUUCUUAAAUGGAGUCUUGCAAGAAGAAAUUUUUGUCGAGCAAUCUGAAGGUUUUGUGAGCAGAGGCAAUGAAGAUAAAGUCUACUUGCUGAGAAGGGCUUUAUACGGAAGCAAUCCUAAGCAAAUUAACAAGUUCAAACUGGAAAUGAAAAAGAUCUUCGAAAUGAUGUCAUAUUUCCUUGGCAUUGAGAUCAAGCAAACCCAAGAUGAAGUGUUCAUUUUUCAAAGAAAGUAUGCAAAAGAGAUACUUAAAAAAUUUCAGAAGGAGGAUUGCAAAGCAAUGAAUACUCCUAUGAAUCAAAAGGAGAAACUGGUCAAAGAUGAUGGUUCUGCCAAAGUUAUUGAAGUUGAGUUCCGGAGCUUGGUAGGGUGCCUGAUAUUUAUGCAUUGUCCCAAUGAGACUCACAUGAAAGUUGCAAAGAGAGUUAUCAGAUACAUCAAAGGGACCUGGAAUUAUGGAGUGAAGUUCUUAAAGCACAAGGAAAAGAAACUAAUUGGUUUCUCUGAUCGUGAUUGGGGUGUCUCAAUCGAUGACAUGAAGAGUACAUUUGGUUACUGUUUUUGCCUCGGAUUAGGCAUGUUCUCUUGGUGCUCAAGAAAGCAAGAAACUGUAGCUAAAUCCACUGGUGAGGUAGAAUUGAUAGCUGCAACAGCCGCAGUUAAUCAAGCUCUCUGGUUAAGGAAAAUUCUCGUGGAUCUAAACUUGGAGCAAAAACACAGCACUGAGAUACUCGUUGAUAACCAAGCUGCUAUUGCAAUCUCCAAUAAUUCAGUUGAUAACUUGGAGCAAAAACUAAACAUUUUAACAUCAAGUUAUUCUUUGUUCGAGAAGUUCAAAAGAGUGGUGAUGUGA
Cucurbita maxima (winter squash) is the source of this 2238-nucleotide messenger RNA. RefSeq lists its product as uncharacterized. Bases 1 to 2238 code for a protein of 745 amino acids. Gene Ontology annotation, molecular function: zinc ion binding; nucleic acid binding. The record is from RefSeq and is a predicted model, not a curated record. NCBI's taxonomy places the organism in Eukaryota, Viridiplantae, Streptophyta, Magnoliopsida, Cucurbitales, Cucurbitaceae. The transcript is spliced from 5 exons.